GUUUUAUGUCUCGUAGCUGUGUGUGUGCGCGCAUUUCAUAUGUAGUUGUUAGAGCAGUUAGUAGUAUAUAUGUAUAUGUGACUGUUUCAUAUAUGUGUAUGCAAGUGUUUUUUUAGUGUGUGUACAUGAGUAAAGUUUGAUUUAAGCCCUAUACGGCGCUUCAUACAAUUUUAAACACUACAUUCCACAUAUUAUUCUUGGUUGGGUAUUUCUGAGGGUUAAUUAAUACCGGCAAACAAAUGGUGCGGUGGGAGCGAGUCAGAUUUUCCAGCUGUGAGAACUGGAGACACACAAAGAGAGACACGAAGAGAAAGAGAGAGAGAGAGACAGACAGACAGAGAGAGAAAGACGCAGCGGACCAAACAACGUCUCACUUCACUCACUAAAGCUGCAGCAGGAUGGAAUGGUUUCUCCUGCUCCUUUUUACUGUGUGCUGCACUGGAGACAGCAUUGAAGUGGGCUUGGAGGACAGUGACUGGGACUGGGGCUCCGGCCUGCCUGAGCUGCUGCACAGCUUUCCUGCUCAAAGUCCCUUUUUCACAGACACAGCAGAACAUGAAGCAAACUGCACUCAGCGCUUCUGGCUGCCACCAUCCUCUCCUGUGUGCUGGGAAGACAUAGCAGGACCAGAGGAGUUCAAGGAGACACGUUUGCUGGUGCUACAGAACCGAGCAGCACUCCAUGCUGUAACUGAGGCCAGCGGUCUGGAGGAGGGAGGAAUCUCAUAUGAGGAGCAGGCAAUGACAGAUGUCCAAGGAGUUCGGGAAGAUCACCUGAGCAUUUCUCAGACUGUGGAGUUCAUGCAGAAAGUCUUCUUUGACCUGGAUGAGAAGAGGAAGACGGGAAAGGAACAGGACACGUUUGCAAGUUUAAAAGAGAAGAUUACAAAUACCAUGAACUCCAUAAAUGGCAGAGAAGAAAUAGCAGUUCUUCUGGAGCAGCAUCUGUCUCAACUUGAGAGGACAUUAAACACCCUACAAUAUCGACUAACCCAACUACUGCAUCUAUAAUAAUGUUACAGUAUACAUUUUACAUUGUUGUGCAUGCCCGUGAGGAAGCAAGACUUUAUACCUUAAAGCAUGACUUUCUUUAUUGUCUUAUACCGCUGUUUCAAUAGUGGGGUAAGUAAUGCACUGCCUGGGCAAAAAAGUCAUAUACUUUAAUAAUUAGUUUGACCAAUUUCAGACCCAUCAUUUGAGUGAAAAUGUUUUUACUUUCACCAAACAUAGCUGUAACUUCUACUGAUGAUUUUUACGAUGCAACCUUACCAAGCGUUUUAAGUGAUCUCAAUAUUUUCAUGACCAGAUUUGUUUCGAAGUUGAAUUUUUAGCACUGUCUGUCCAGGUUUUAAUAAUGUGCAUCCCAAAUCUACUACCAGCUUAAUAUUUGCAGGCCAAUGUUUUGAUCUUUUUAAAACUGCAACUUUUUUGGGCCAGGCAGUGUAUGAUGGUGAUUUGAAGACACAAGACAUUACUCUAAGAUACCUUUUAGAAAGGAUUAUAUAAUUAUAUUAUUAACUUUUAUACCAUAUUGUAACUUUAUAACAACUUUCAUGAAGGCAUUAUUUAUCAGGUCAGCAUUGUUAAAUUAGAAUCAUUGUACAGGAUCAGAAAAAAAAUUGAGCUGAGCAAAUAAGAAACAAAAGGUUUAUUUAUUGAAAAAUAUACACCAAUUAUCAUACAGUACACUAUACAAAACGCAAGAUGUUAUGCAAAUUUCAAGUAUAAAUUCUCACAAUUUAAAUUCAGUGCAUGUAAUAAGCUAUAACAGCAAAUAAUUACAAGCAAACUGUGGUAUACUCAAUUCUGAUCUACAGUAAAGGAUACUGAUUAAACCUG
This is a messenger RNA of Clarias gariepinus (North African catfish), 1838 nucleotides long. RefSeq lists its product as uncharacterized. The record is from RefSeq and is a predicted model, not a curated record. Lineage: Eukaryota; Metazoa; Chordata; Actinopteri; Siluriformes; Clariidae. The transcript is spliced from 3 exons. The coding region runs from base 399 to 1010 and encodes 203 amino acids.